UCUGUUCUCAUCCCCCACCAUUGUCGUAAUCUUUCGAGGGGGAAGACGAGCGAAAACGCCUCAACAACUCUAUUCUAACACAUCACAUCAGCCACGACAAGCCCCCUUCUUCUUCUUCGUCGAUCCCUAACCCUCGUCGGCUCUGAGUCGUCAUGGGGGAAAGGAAGAGGCACAACGGCAGCUUCCUCUGUUUCGCUGUUGUGGUUCCUGAGGACGAGGUGGAGCCGCGCUGCGGUGAUGUUGAACCGAAUAAGGGAAGCUACCCCCGGCGGCGCUGGAGGAGUCGGAUUCUUGCCAGGAUUUUUCGGUCAUCGGCUUCGGGUGCCUCUCUGAAUCGUGGAGAGAAAGAGGAAAAGGAGCCGAAAUUGGAUUCAUCAGAUCGGAAAUUGGCGGAUGACGACGACGAGAGGGCAGCAUCGAUCUUUUCCUCUUCCUCAUAUUCCGCCUCGUCGUUGUCUUCUUCUUCUUGUUCUUCUUCUUCCUCCACUUCCUCUCGCUUGUCGCUGGCGAGCUUGGUGGCGCUCCGGGAGUCCGCGGUGCCGAGGGCACGGCAGAAGAUGACACCACCUCCCAGAAAGGCCCCGCUGGGGCCAGCGAGAAAUAGAGGUGGGGCCACGGGGAUCUUUCUGCUCGUAGCGAGCCUCUCGGUGAUGGUCUUUUGGGGCCGGCUUUGCUCGAUCAUGUGCACGUCGUCGUGGCUCUUCUUCGUCGCGUGCCAGUUCUCCAGCGGCAGACCAGCAACGACCGCAAAGGAGGUGAAGGAUUGGACGCCGUCGGCGGAGCUCCACCGGAGGAGGAUUCUGGUGGAGCAGGCGAUGGAGAAGAAGCGGGUCGUCUUGGAGGGCCUCUUGCAAAGAAACCAAAAAAUAACAAAUAAAUAUUAAAUUUAGAAAUAUUCAAACUGGUUAUUAAAGACUCACAAAAAUAGUCUUUUUUUUUUGUGUGCAAAUGCACUGAUUGCACAUCGAGACGAUGGUGUCUUUAUAUUUUCUUUUUCUUUUAUAUUUUUCAUCGUAAUAUAGUGUCAAUAUUGUAUUUUAUUGAGUAACAGCAUUACAGAGAACAC
Messenger RNA from Musa acuminata subsp. malaccensis (wild Malaysian banana), 1066 nucleotides. RefSeq lists its product as uncharacterized. Lineage: Eukaryota; Viridiplantae; Streptophyta; Magnoliopsida; Zingiberales; Musaceae. The record is from RefSeq and is a predicted model, not a curated record.